AUGACAAGAUCAAUUUUUAAAUUUUCAGAUGAUGAUAUGGUAUCUGUGUGUCUUAGUGGCGUUGAUAAAAAUAAUAAAGAAUGGACCGCUCGAGAAAUUCAGAAGCAUGACAUACCAAAUUAUGAACAUUUAUUAUCUGAUAUAAAUAUUAUGAAAUAUAUGUAUCAAGAAAGACAGUUAAGAAGUGAGGAAAUUAAACUUAGGGUAAAUAAUGAUUAUCAAAUUGGACAACCUAAAGGUGCGCUCACCAUUCUUGAUGAACAAAAUGAUUUCAUAGGAUUUAUACUGUCUAAGCCUAAAUCUGAAAAAAAAGGUAACUCCGAAAUAGUUUAUGCAUUGUCUCAGAAAUACUGGGGCAAAGGGAUUGGGCACUCAGUCUUAAGUAAGAUGGUUAAUGAGUGGGGCCCAGAAGUACGCAAAAUUGGUUUAAGAGAAAGUUUUGAUAAACAGAAUAAGAAAAAGAUUCAAGAAAUAUUUCAAUUUAAUGGUAAAGAAUUAGAGAAAUUCUGUACUACAGUCAGACCUAUAAAUGUUAGUUCAUGGUAUAUUCUCGAGAAAGUUGGCUUUGAACCAUCACGAGCAGAAAUAUCAAUUAAUUUUGAUGAUAAAGGUUAUGAUUUACCAACUUUAGAUAACUUACUAAAUUAUUGUGAUAAACUUGAAGAAUUUAUUAAUAUACUUUAUAACAAUGGAGUGAUAGAAGCUGAUAAGCUUUACACUCAAGAGAAUGACAAAAAGUUCACAUUUUGUAAAAAUGCAGAUG
Molecule: messenger RNA, 763 nt
Organism: Racocetra fulgida
Lineage: Eukaryota; Fungi; Glomeromycota; Glomeromycetes; Diversisporales; Gigasporaceae
Source: the annotation of a GenBank genome assembly